Ciona intestinalis (vase tunicate) is the source of this 1680-nucleotide messenger RNA. The record is from RefSeq and is a predicted model, not a curated record. NCBI's taxonomy places the organism in Eukaryota, Metazoa, Chordata, Ascidiacea, Phlebobranchia, Cionidae.
UAGUUUUUGUUCUGUUAUGAUACUAUUCUUAUAUAAAGUGACUGAAGUAAGUUAAAAAGAUUGAGAAAUUAUAAAUAGCAUGGCCAAGCAAAGUAAUGAAAUCAAUUGAAAGAGGAGCCAACGCCUGGCUGCUACAUCAAAGCUCGGUAUGUUGUUACGAUUAUGGCAGCUCUGGGUUCAGUUAAUCUUUAUUUGUUGAGGAACUCAUUAAAUAUUGCCCUUAUCUCGAUGGUUGGGGUUAGUAAUUCGUCUAUAAGCGAAAAGAACCAAAACAACACGGCGAGUUUACUAACUACUGCCGUUGUAUGCCCCCGUAACCAAGCAAACUAUACAACUGAAGAACAAGAUUCACAAUAUCAAGAAGGCGAGUUUGAUUGGUCAUUGGCAAAACAAGGACUACUGCUUUCGUGUUAUUGGUACAGCUACACCCUUUCCAAUAUUCCAGGCGCUUGGCUUGCGCAGCAAUUUGGAAUUCGAAUCACACUUGGUGUCACAUCUUUACUUUCUGCAAUAUUAACCUUCUUCGUACCACCAGCAGCUCGUCUAAGCUUCGGUUUGUUGGUAGCAUUGAGAAUAACAAUGGGUUUACUCCAGGGAGUCACUCUGCCAACAAUCAUGCAGUCAAUUGGGACUUGGUCUCCCCCGUGUGAAAAUACUCGUCAUAUUGCCUUGAGCUUUACUGGAGUAGCAUCUGGGAACGUAGUGGCGUUUACUUUUGCCGGUUUCAUCAUCUCGUAUUUUGGAUGGGAGUGCACGUUUUAUGCGGCAGGCGGUGUCGGAUGCUUGUGGUCGAUUGCUUGGUUUCUGUUAAUUCACGACACGCCCCUGAAACAUCCGAGAAUCUCAAAACAAGAAUCAAGUUACAUAACGAAAAGCCUUUCGGAUGCAGCAUCUGUAGAAACAAAGACAGCCAGUUUUAAAACUGUACCAUGGCGUAAGAUAUUGACUUCUAAGCCAUACUGGUCGACUGUUGUGCCUCAUUUAGCUGAAAAUUGGGCAUCUGCCAUCACACAUAGUUGGGUGCCGCAAUAUAUUGCCAAUGUGUUGGGCUUCAGCAUCGAAAAUGUUGGGAUUUUAUCUUCAUUACCAUACGGACUAAACAUGUUUAGUCUACUAGCGAGUGGUUUUCUCUCCGACUUUAUCUUAAUAAAGACAAAAAUACGAAAGACUUUACUACGAAAGGUGUUUACAAGUAUUGGAAUGGGAGGUACAGUCUUGUCGUUUCUAGUUUUGCCUUCAUUUGGUUGCAACCAUACUCUUGCCAUCGUACUGUUGUGUACGUCAUACAUGUUCGUGGGAUGCAAUUAUGCCGGGUACCGCGUUGCGCUUGUUGAUAUGGCAGCUUCGUAUUCAGGAAUCUUGUAUUCCAUAUCAAACGCUAUGACUUGUGUAGUGACUUUGUUUGCGACACAGCUAGUGGGAGUUAUGCUUGGAGAUGGAUCGCUCCCGUACUGGAGAACUGUGUUUUAUGUGACUUCUGCAGUAUCUGCAUUCGGUCUAUUAGUAUUCCUUUGGUUCGGGACAUGUGAAUUGCAGCCAUGGGCAAAAUUGAAAGAAAAAAAAGUGGAGAGUGACCAAGAGCUCGCCUUUCUUGAAAAGACAGAGGAUAUUUAAAACAAUACACGUUGUAACACAAAAAAUGUUACUUUUUUAAUAAUGUUAAUUCAAUAUAUAGUAAGG